CCCCGCUUCCAGGACGGAAUUGGUUUGGUCCUACAUGGCGUAAAGUUUCCGCCAACUGUGAGUCUGCCGUAAUUUCAGCAGAAGAAGAAGAUCCCAGUUAGAGAGCCUCCCACAUAGAGGAGAAACACAGACAAGAGGACCGACAUGGCAGACAUGGACACUCAGACCACCCACACUGAGCCUGUGGUGGAUGAAGAGGCGCCUCUCUUCAGCAACAUGGACCUCUUGCUGUUCUCCAUCAUUGUCGGAUUUUUCAUUUAUUGGUUCAUGUCCCGCAAGAAGCCUGAGCCCAUUCCCGAAUUCAAGAAGCUCGACACACCGACACCCACCACGAGAGAGACAAGUUUUGUUGAGAAAAUGAAGAAAACUGGAAAGAACAUCAUCGUGUUCUACGGAUCUCAGACGGGCACGGCAGAGGAAUUUGCUAACAGGCUGUCCAAAGAUGCUCAGCGCUACGGCAUGAAAGGAAUGGUUGCUGAUCCAGAGGAGUAUAGCAUGGGGGAACUUUCCCGUCUGUCUGAGAUUAAUAACUCACUCGCCAUAUUUUGCAUGGCCACCUAUGGUGAAGGAGACCCAACAGACAAUGCACAGGAUUUCUAUGACUGGCUCCAGGAAAAUGACGAUGAGGAUCUCUCUGGACUAAACUACACUGUGUUUGGUUUGGGCAACAAAACGUAUGAACACUACAACGCAAUGGGGAAAUAUGUGGACAAAAGGCUGGAGGAGCUGGGAGCGACCCGCAUCUUUGAUCUUGGUUUGGGAGAUGAUGAUGGCAACCUGGAAGAGGACUUCAUUUCAUGGAGAGAGCAGUUCUGGCCGGCUGUCUGUGAGCACUUUGGAGUGGAAGCCUCAGGAGAUGAAUCAAGCAUUCGGCAGUACGAGCUGCAGGAGCACCCUGACAUCAACAUGAACAAAGUGUACACAGGAGAGAUUGGUCGCCUGAAGAGUUUUGAGGUCCAGAAGCCACCUUAUGAUUCCAAAAACCCCUUCCUGGCUCCAGUUACUGUCAACCGCAAACUCAACAAAGCUGGUGACCGACAUCUGAUGCAUCUGGAGCUAGACAUUACAGGCUCCAAGAUCAGAUACGAGUCAGGAGACCACGUUGCCGUUUUUCCCACAAACGACUCUGCGCUGGUGAACAAGUUGGGACAAAUACUUGGGGUGGACCUUGAUGUGGUUAUCUCCCUUAACAACCUUGAUGAGGAGUCCAACAAGAAGCAUCCAUUUCCCUGCCCCACCACAUACCGCACAGCCCUCACUCACUACCUGGACAUCACUCACCCUCCUCGCACCAAUGUCCUCUAUGAGCUGGCACAGUACGCCUCUGACCCCAAAGACCAGGAAAAUAUGCGCAAGAUGGCCUCAUCCUCCCCCGAGGGCAAGGCACUCUACCAGAACUGGGUGUUGGAUGCCAGCAGAAAUAUCCUCGCCGUCCUGGAGGAUAUGCCUUCUUUGAGGCCUCCUAUUGACCACUUGUGUGAGCUGCUACCUCGCCUCCAGGCUCGCUAUUAUUCCAUCGCCUCCUCCUCUAAAGUUCACCCCAACAGCAUCCACAUCUGCGCCGUAGUGGUUGAGUACGAGACCAAGACUGGCCGCGUCAACAAGGGAGUUGCGACCAAUUGGCUGAAAAACAAACUGAUCACAGACAAUGGCCACAAGUCCACCGUCCCCAUGUACAUCCGCAAGUCUCAGUUCCGCCUGCCCUUCAAAGCCACUAACCCAGUGAUCAUGGUCGGCCCUGGGACUGGAAUUGCUCCUUUCAUGGGCUUCAUCCAGGAGAGAGGCUGGCUCAAACAGCAAGGAAAGGAGGUUGGGGAGACGGUGCUGUAUUUUGGCUGCAGGCAUAAGAAUGAGGAUUACAUCUACCAGGAGGAGCUGGAGGACGCAGAGAGGAACGGAGUCUUGACAAAGCUUAAUGUUGCCUUCUCCAGAGAUCAGGACCAAAAGGUGUACGUGCAGCAUCACCUGAAGAAUAAUAAGGAGCAUGUUUGGAAGUUGAUUCACACAGACAACGCUCAUAUCUACAUCUGCGGGGAUGCAAGGAACAUGGCUAAAGACGUGCAGACGGCUUUCUGUGAGAUCGCAGAAGAGUUGGGAGGCAUGACGCACACCCAGGCCGUAGAUUACAUCAAGAAACUGAUGACCAAGGGACGCUACUCGCAAGAUGUCUGGAGUUAAGGAGCCUCAAAUCUGGCCUCACUUUGUGCAAAUGAAGUGGUAGCUUUUAUGUUUUUAUCAUUUGACUUGGUCUGGACUGAUUUUUAUUUUUUAAUUUUUUUUUUUUUUAAAAACAUAAAACCUAUGUUCAUUCUCACCCUGGUUCACCUUGACAGAAAAUGAGGCAAACUCUACCUCAGCAGGUUUUACCUAAACCCAUAAAGCAACUGCAGUCUGUGUUUGCUCUUUGCUUUUGUUUGUACACACACAGCUUGUGUUUGCUGAAUUCUAAUUUCUUAAAUCAUGAGUUUAUUUUAGAUAACAAGAUGGACAUGCACAAAAAUCUCUUCAAAAUUUUUUUUUUUUUUGGUAUAUUUUUAUUAGCUUCAAAUUUAAGGCGUAACACCACAGCAGAUUAUAAUGCAUCGUAUGUCUUUGUGAAUAUGUGUGUUUGUGUUGCAGUGUAAACACCAAGGAUGCAGUCUUUUCUCUCUCAGCUAAUCCAGUUGUGGUUUCCUAACGUUAAAUAUCUGAAAUGUUUUUAAAAGUUUCUGUUUGGUGUAACAAACUGGCAUUGUAGGUACAAAUCUGUUCACCUUUGUAUUUUGACAAGGGAGUUAGUCUUUUAUGCAGAAGUUGUUUUUCAUUUGAAUGAACAGUGGUAACACUGACGGGCACAAAAAAGGAUGCAAAGGAGAUGAUCAUAUGCAGAAAUCCUGAGAUUAUGGGCCCCCCUUCCCCCCCUUGUUAAUACUUUGCCUUUUAACAUAGAGAAUCUGUUUUUAACCUGUGAUCAUUUAAAUUGUGUUAUGUUAGAUCUGGCCUCCCAGGUGACUGUUGUUUAUGUGAUAUGCAUCUAAAAGGAGAGGAUUGUAGGUUUAGCUGGUAGUUGCAAAUCUAGCAUGAUAACCACCUGUUUGACUUUAUAUGCUUUUUCCCCUUUAUCCAACCACAUAUGCACCACUACAUGCAGAAGAUGGCCAGAAGUAACCGAACAUUUCAUUUGCUUUCUAGGAUCAGUCAAUUGGUGCUUGUCACAGAGCUUUUCGAGAUGUAUGGGAAGUUUGAGGUCAGCCAGGCAGUUAAAGAGUAGUGCCUUUUUUUUGUUUAAUGAUGCCUUAUGUAUGGAGUUGGCAUUCAAGUCUGGAUGCUUCACUGUCUUUUUUUUUUUUUCAUGCUAACGUUUUGAUAAAAUAAGUUCAGCUUAGACACUUUACCCAGUGCUGUCACUUUUAUCAUUCCUCUUUAUAAUGUAAUCAUUUAAUUAUAUGGAGGUUUGCAAUUUUUAAUUAAUAAAAACUGAAUAAUU
Messenger RNA from Archocentrus centrarchus (flier cichlid), 3466 nucleotides. RefSeq names its product P450 (cytochrome) oxidoreductase b (gene porb). Gene Ontology annotation, cellular component: cytosol. The transcript has 16 exons. Gene Ontology annotation, biological process: response to hormone. Lineage: Eukaryota; Metazoa; Chordata; Actinopteri; Cichliformes; Cichlidae. Gene Ontology annotation, molecular function: FMN binding; NADPH-hemoprotein reductase activity; flavin adenine dinucleotide binding. The coding region runs from base 145 to 2178 and encodes 677 amino acids. The record is from RefSeq and is a predicted model, not a curated record.